UCCACACACUCUUUUAAAUAACACCCCUUUCUCACUCCUACCUCCCUUGAGCUUCUUCCUCUCUCUCUCUCUCUCUCUCUCUCUCUCUCUCUCUCUCUCUCUCUUCCUGAGCUCACAUUUGGAGCCCCUUUUGAGGGACUUGAGAAAGAGGAGGCAAUUUUGUACACAAUGGACUUCAAUAAAGCCAUUUUUGCAACUACCAUACUAACCAUGAUGUUCAUAACUCCUUCGAUCGCCCAAUCCCCUCCAUCACCAUUUCUUGCCCCCACCCCGGCCCCCGCCCCCGCCCCUGCCCCUCACCACGUGAACCUCACCGACCUCCUCUCCGUCGCGGGCCCCUUCCACACAUUCCUCAGCUACCUCCUCCAAACCCAAGUCAUCAAUACAUUCCAAAACCAAGCCAACAACACCGACCAAGGCAUCACCAUCUUCGUCCCCAGAGACUCCGCCUUCGCCGCGCUUAAGCAAUCCACGUUCGCCAACCUGACUCAAGACCAGCUCAAAUCACUCUUGCUCUACCACGCCUUCCCGAAAUACUACUCGUUGGCGGAGUUCAAGAACUUGAGCAGUUUGAACCCGGUAAGCACGUUUGCCGGCGGGCAGUACUCGCUUAACCUCACCGAUAACAUGGGGCUAAUCCGUGUCCAAUCGCAAUGGUCGAACCCGAAGAUCACCAGCAGUGUGUUCUCUACCGCGCCCGUCGCGGUUUAUGAGGUGGAUAAGGUUUUACUUCCCAUGCAAAUCUUCAGUACCGACCCCCCUCUAGCUCCUGCUCCGGCCCCCGCUCCGGAAACGAAGCCGUCGGAUUUGUCUCCAACGAGUGGGAACGGCUCCGCACCCAAAUCUACGCAGUCGUCGAGCCCAACAAGUUCUUCAUGCAAAACUCAUGCUGGGUUUGCGAGUUACUUGUUCUUCGCGGUUUCUGGCGGAUUGAUGCUUUCGUUGUGAGAGGAAUUUCCUUGCUACUCGGAUUAUUCGGUUCAAAUUUAUAGCAAGUUAGCAAAUUCAUUACUGUGGUUGGAUUUAUGUAUUGGUUGGUGGUCAUUCUUUCGGUCAGAGUAGAUUGAGACAUGUUAUGUGCUACAUCUUCUAUUGCUUUAUAUUUACAUCUACAAUUGCAUUUGCUUUAUAUCGAAGCGAUUUUCUUACUACUGUCCUGGUAUGAAAAUGAUAUUUCUUUUUUAAAGAUUUCUUGUAUGUUCCCACAAGAAGGUGACAUAAUCUCUUCAAAAUCAAGCUACAUGUAUGGAGUUGUGACAAAAAAAACUUGUAAAAGAUCAAUGUGGAGAAUUGAAUAAUUGUUAUUUAAGUA
Messenger RNA from Ananas comosus (pineapple), 1312 nucleotides. Its product is annotated as fasciclin-like arabinogalactan protein 7. NCBI's taxonomy places the organism in Eukaryota, Viridiplantae, Streptophyta, Magnoliopsida, Poales, Bromeliaceae. The record is from RefSeq and is a predicted model, not a curated record. Bases 169 to 948 code for a protein of 259 amino acids. The transcript has 2 exons.